Messenger RNA from Hibiscus syriacus, 739 nucleotides. RefSeq names its product protein PPLZ02-like. The coding region runs from base 40 to 594 and encodes 184 amino acids. Gene Ontology annotation, molecular function: DNA binding; DNA-binding transcription factor activity. The record is from RefSeq and is a predicted model, not a curated record. NCBI's taxonomy places the organism in Eukaryota, Viridiplantae, Streptophyta, Magnoliopsida, Malvales, Malvaceae. The transcript has 2 exons. Gene Ontology annotation, biological process: regulation of DNA-templated transcription.
CAUCACUCUCUUUCAAAAGCAACGUUUUUUUUUACACUAAUGGCUAGACCACAACACCGAUAUCGAGGUGUCCGACAAAGGCAUUGGGGCUCAUGGGUUUCUGAAAUUCGCCAUCCUCUCUUGAAAACUAGAAUUUGGCUGGGAACAUUUGAAACGGCAGAAGACGCGGCUCACGCCUACGACGAAGCUGCAAGGCUUAUAUGUGGACCGAGGCCUAGAACAAACUUCCCUUAUAAUCCGAAUUCACCUCAGUCUUCAUCGUCCAAGCUACUGUCAGCAACUUUGAGAGCUAAACUGCAUAAAUGCUACAUGGCUUCACUUCAAAUGACCAAACGGCAAUCACUACAGAAGCAAAAAAAUGAGCCACCCACUCCAGAUAUCAUCAGCAACAAUGGUCUGUCAUGUAGAGACGGUGGAACGGGAGUUCGCCUGCUGGAGAAGAGACCAUUGCCAGUUCAAGACACAAAAAACAAUUGGGUUGUCAAAAACGCUCAGGUAGAAAGAACCCAACCGUUCAAAUCUCUCGAAGAGUAUCACAUUGAACAAAUGAUUGAGAAGCUGUUUGACUAUGGCUCCAUAGAACUAUGUCCAUAGGAUGUCCGCCAUUCCUUUCUUCUUUCUCCACAUUUCUUCCCCUUUCUCUACAUUUCUUCCCCUUUCUCUAUAGUCUUUACAUUUUACUCCAUGCCAGUGGCAUUGAUUCGCUAGUUUAACCCAUUCUUCACAGCCUUGAACCUUU